CGCGCCUUCAUCUGUCUUUCAGCCGAGCCAUAAAGACCAACCCCGAUGUGCUGCCAACGACGCCGCUCACACAGCUGCUCUGGGACGACUUCUGGGGGACGCCACUCACCCACAGCGGCUCCCACAAGUCCUACCGGCCCCUCACUGUCCUCUCCUUCAGACUCAACUACAUGGUGUCGGAGUUCCAGCCACGGUCCUAUCACGUGACGAAUGUGGCGCUGCAUGUGGCGGCAACGGGCCUCUUCGCCGUGUUCGCCCGCACCCUGACGCCGCACGCCCGCCUGGCCCGCACGGCAGCGCCCCUUCUCUUCGCCGCCCACCCCAUCCACACUGAGGCCGUCGCAGGGGUGGUGGGCCGCGCGGACGUGGGCGCCGCGAUAUUCUUCCUCGGGGCGCUGCUCUCUUACAUGCGCUACUGUGGGUGCGGGCGGGGAAAUGGCCUCUCGAUGGGUGCGAUGACUGGGGGCAAGGUGGGGCGGCGGGCGUGGCUUGGGGCGGCGCUUGUGUCGGCCACGCUCUCCAUGCUGACGAAGGAGCAUGGCAUCACCGCCCUCGCCGUCUGCGCCGCCUACCACCUCUUCGUGUACGCCAAGCUUCGGCCCCGCGAGGUCUUCUCCGUCCUAACCGAGCGGCGUCACCGCGGGGUGGCGGAGGGCCUGGCUGGCCUCGGGGUGGCGCUCCUCGUGCUCCUCUCCUUCCGCCUCGCCAUAAUGGGCUCGCAGCCACCGGAGUUCGCCCCAGCGGACAACCCGGCGGCGGACUGCGAGUCGUCGGGGGUCCGGGCGCUCACAUUCUUCUUCCUGCCGGCCUUCAACGCGUGGCUGCUGCUGUGCCCCUACACCCUGUCCUUCGACUGGUCCAUGGAGGCCAUUCCGUUGGUGACGUCCCUGGCGGACCCCAGAAACUUGGCCUCCCUGGCCCUGUACGCCUGUCUGGGCCUCCUGGCGCUGGCCUCGCUGCUGGCCCUGCGGCGUCGACGCCCCGGGGACGAUGUGGGCGGCGGAGAGGCGACCACCACCAGCGACGUGACCAUCAUGGCGCUCGCCUUCAUCGUCCUUCCGUUCCUGCCCGCCACCAACCUCUUCUUCUACGUGGGCUUCGUCGUGGCGGAACGCAUCCUCUACAUCCCCUCCAUGGGCGUCUGCCUGCUGGUGUCGUGGGGCGCCCACCUCCUCUACGCACGGGCGCGCACUGCACGGGCUCGCCGGCUGGUGCAGGCGGCGCUCGUGGUGCUCUUCGUCCUCUUCUCGGUGCGCACGUGGAACAGGAACCACGACUGGGCCACCGAGGAGAACCUCUACCGCUCAGGCAUCGCCAUUAACCCGCCCAAGGCGUACGGCAACCUGGCCAACAUCCUGAGUUCUCAAGGCAAGAAGGAGGAGGCCGAGUGGGCAUACAAGAAGGCCCUCUCCUACCGCUCCAAUAUGGCAGACGUCCACUAUAACCUAGGUAUACUUUUUCAAGAGCAGAAACGGUACCAGGAGGCGCUGCAGGAAUACAAGCUGGCGAUACAGUUCCGUCCCAGGAUGGCGAUGGCACACCUCAACAUGGGUCUGGUGCUGGGUCUACUGGGACAAAGAACAGAGGCGGCGGAGGUCUAUCGGCACUGUUCGCAGCUGGACGGGUCUGGACUCAAGGACCCGCGAACCCACGAGUCCACCAAGAUCUCCGCGCUCUUCAACCUCGGCCGCCUCUACGCUGAUGAUGGCCACUUCGAGAGAGCCAUCGAAGUGUACCAGGAGGCCGUUGAGAGGAUGCCUUCACACUAUCAGCCGCAGAGCCUCUACAACAUGCUGGGCGAGGCGUUCUUCAAGCUAGAGAGGUUCGAGGAAGCGGAGAGGUGGUACUUGGAGGCGCUGAGAGUCAAGAACGACCACGUCCCUGCGCACCUAACCUACGGCAAGCUGUUGGCCAAAAUGCAACGAGUGGGAGAAGCCGAGGAGUGGUUUCAGCGGGCCAAGUCUCUCGCCCCAAACGACUCGACUGUUCAUCAACACUUCGGCCAGUUCCUGUCGGAGGUUGAGCGACACGAGGACGCCGCCGACCACUACGUGAAGGCGGCCCAGCUGGCGCCCUCAGAGUACGAGAUCAUCUUCAACGCGGCCAACACCCUCCGGCAGGCGGGCAGGAACAAGCAGGCGGAGGAAUACUACCGCCUCGCCGUCAACCUCAGACCUCAGGAGGCGACCUCGCACAUGAACCUGGGCGCGAUGCUGCACGUCAACGGCAAGUUGCUGGAGGCUGAGUCGAGUUACCUAGAGGCGCUGCGUCUCAAGCCCGACGACUCCAUCACCAGGACCAACCUGCAGAAGCUGCGACACCUGCUGGCCAAAAAGGGCAUUAGUCCCUCCAGAUAACGGGGUGCCCCUCACGGCGAGCAACGCAUCUGCGGGGCCGGCGGCCAUCUGGGGUGUGCCGGGAGAGCUUCCUAAUGCUGGGGCUCUAAGAGUGCCGCAAAAAGUAGCCCAGUGUCUUCCUGAAGGAGUCCCUGGGACACGUCCAUCCCUCAUCCUAUGAACCUGGAGUACCACACUCAGCUGCCGUCCUGCCACCCUGUGAGCGGCAAGAAGCACAACGUCCCCUGCCGCCACUCGUCCCCCGGGGGCGUCCAGUCCUACACGCGGCCACGCCAGCACACUCACGCCACCCUGGGAGGCGCUCAUCACAGCUCACCACAACUCGUCUAAUGCUCAAGCCAUCCAAAGCCUCCCAGCUCCGCCCGUGAGCACAAUACGCAGCAUCCCCCGGUGAGAAGAUGGCGGCGGCGGCCCUGGCCGGCGGCUCGCUGCGAGUCCCUCACAUCACAACACUGGCGGAGGGGCCACAGUGACGCUGACGCUAGAUCAUAAUAGCUGAUCUAGUCACACUGCGGAGCAGCAGCGAGUCUCCGGGCGGGCGUGAAAGAGUUCGGCUAAGCAUCACGCCGCCAUGCAGGCGGGUCUCCGCGCCGGGGGGCCGCUGGGCUGCCCGCCGAAGUCGCACAUGCUGCAAAGUAUUGGGCGGCAUCGCAUUUCAAGAAGCUUCUCUCCACAGCAUCUAAUGAAAAAAUACUGUGAAAAAUAUUCAAAAUUUAUCUAUCAAGGAGUGUUGAGUGGUACGCGCCUCCGCUUCUCAGUGGUCCAGCCUCACGUUUAGAGUCGCCUGUAUCCCAGUGCCUUGGGUGCGGGGGGCGGGACGCCGCCUCGCCAGCGCCGGCAGGAGGCCGCUGCCCCGGCGAGCGACGUGGCGACGCUCCCCAAACUCUCGCUAUAUAGUCCAGGUUGUAGUCUAAUUGUUAUGUUUUAUAUAUUUUUCUAUAGAACAGAUAAUGUUUGCAGAAGUGCACUGGUUAACUUCCAUAGUUACAGUAUCUCUAAACGACCACUGUGCCAAACACACACACGUACAAGCGCACACGCACACACACACACACACACACACACACACACAUUAGGUGCCAAAUAAUAUUCACUUUUCCUUGUCUGAUACACAAAUACAAACUCACUGCUCUGAUUUUUUUGUUAACACGCUGAGGUAAUCCACGGUGAUUACCUGACCUUAUUGUAUCCACUCAGCGUCAACAGUGAAGGAAGUAACAUUAGCCGGGCAGUCUUCCACGCUUCGCCUCCCCCGCCACCGCAAAGCUACACACACACACGCAAACAAACAAACACACACACAAACACACACACGAACAAAACACAGUCAUGUCCCCUGUUGCUUCCGAGACGAGACUGUCCGCUGGAACACAGUCAUUCGCGGGUGAUCAAGAAAUACACGGUGUUAGGCUCUGGCCCCCCGCCCGCCAGGCAAGGGUGAGGGGCCGAGAAGGAGCACCAGUAGUUUGUAAAUAAUAGAAAAAGAGGUUUGUGUAGGGUUGUCUUUCUCACUGUUCAUGGGUAUUAAGGUUUUAGGGAAAUUCCUGGUUGUGUUUACGAUUCAUCAAGACAUUUAAUCACGCCUGUUGGUCAUACACACACACACACACACACACACACACACACACACACACACACACACACACACCUUCAUUCUCUCGAAACCAGUGAUAUACAUGCAUCAUCCAUUUCAUCACAGCAAAGUAUACAGACAAAACUAUCAUGGGCGGAUUUACUAAGCGUCUUGUACCUCGACAUCGCCUGAAGAAGCACCACCUCUGCCGUUCAUCUCCCGUCCACUGACCGUCCAACGAACACCUCCAACGGACACCUCAAGGCCGCUACGUAACAUCCAUUGGUCUAAACUCUAAAACACUCUCUCCUACUCCUGGCGGCAGUGUUUGUGUUCCACCGUCCUAGUGAUAAAGGACUGUAUUAUAAGACCCAAGAACAUUACUUUGACAGGGCUUUCAUAGGAGUUGUGGUCAUUUCCAGGAGUAGUUCUGUGACCCUGGUGAUAGUGUGACCCUUCCUCUGUACCAUGAACCUGUAGAAACACUCAUUAGAACCCAGUUGGCCCCCUCUUUGACCUUUAGAAAUAGAUACUGUGAGAAGCGAGGGUGCCUUGUAAUACCGCCCAUAGAGACGGAGUAGAGAUUUUGUUUCGUGUUCAAGUCACUCCGCCGGUCAGCCCUUGAGGACUUCCCCGUUGCAGGUGUCGAUGUUAGAGCCUUGUCAUGUAGAUUCUUCAACACGCCACUUGACUAGAGAUUAUAUACUCCCCCGACCCGUCCACUCUCCCCUAAUCAUACUCUCUCACGCCCAUUCCUUUCACCUCUCUUUCCCUCCUCCUAUCCUCACGUCACCUUCCUUCCCAUUCCCGUCAUAUCCCUUCCCGUCACUUGUCCCGGAGUAUUACUGUAGCACAAUAAUCUGUGAUCAUGUCAACUGGCGGGCGGUGACCCUCAGCGGCCUAGGCAUUCACGCGGCGCCAAAAGUGAUGUAAUUAUUGCCCUAAGAUGAGGCGGCGGGGACGACACGGGAGGGAAACAACGUCUUGAGGGUGACAUGCGCGGCGGUGAUGUGUUAAAAAGGAUGUGUAUGCCUGCGUGGCUCUCCUGACGUGUUUCCUCCCCCCCGUGUUCUCCCCAAGGCCAUGUAGUGCCCCGUGAUGGCCCCGAGGUGUCUCCCCCGCGUCCAGUGCCUCAGCUUAGCUCGGCGCGCGUGGCCCCAUCGCCGCCACCCCCACCACAGCCUUGCCUUCAAACCUAAUCCUCCUACAAGCAGUUUGACUAUUUGGUAAAGUAAGAGUUGUCAAGAGACAGGCGUGGGGACGAGGCGUGGGGCCCCGUGCGUGCGAGGAGAGCGUGCGGCCUUAGUAGUCUUGGUGAAGAAAAUGAUUUUUUUUUUUUUAACAAGCGGAAAAAUACAAACGGCCUUCAUAAAUGCAGCAUUCAGGGAAAGCAACGCACUAACGGCGGCAGCAGCAGCAGCAGCAAAACUAUUAUCACUAACAUCGUCCUCCUUAUCCAGAAGUGAAGAAGAGGGGACGGAAGCCACGAUGUUCAGCGCCUCCUGAUACUGCUGCUGCCGCUACUCCAGUGUGACAAAGAACAACAGUAGUAGCAACAACAACAACAACAACAAUAACAACAGUAGCAAAAACAACAGCAACAACAACAAUGUUAUUCGUAACCUGUUUCAUCAUAACCAAAUCCUAACGCCGCUCGUCCUGCUGAGCCAGAGUGAAGCAGGCGAGCCAGCCAGCCCUUUAUUGUUGUAGGUUAACGUAUACAAAUGUGCAAUAUCAGAAUAUUGUGAGGGGCAGCCACAGCCAGCCGGGCGAGGCGACCACCACCUGCCUCACCAGCUGACGCCUCGGCCUGGCUGACGCUGCGCCCCAGAGCCCCGGUGACUGUGGGUGGCGGCGGGGCGGCGACGCAGCAGCGGCCGCCGCCCCGCGCCCCCACCACGCUCUAACUAAUUGUGAUGAAGCAAUGUUCUCUAAUGCCUUGUAGAUGAUAUGCCAAAGACUACGUAGAUAUGUUUCCUAGAUGUGUAAGAGAUGAGCCUCAUAUUAUUAAUGAUAAUUUUUCCCCGAUGGGGAAUGACAAAAUCAAAAGUAGUGUUGGUCUGUAGCGCGGCGGGCGGCGUGGCGGGCGGCGGGGCGGGUGUGCGGGCGCCGCAGCGACGCCAACACCCAGCAGCUUUAUUUAUUGCCCUCCUGAGCCUCCUCCUCCCCUCGAUGCUGUAAACAGUGGAGCGGCGCCCCCUCCGCCCCGCCCCGCCCCGCCCGGCACGACGCCCGCUCACAGUUAUAUUUCUUUCUUAAUCAAAAACUUGUGGGCUGUGUAUUUCUCUCUCUCUCUCUCUCUCUCUCUCUCUCUCUCUCUCUCUCUCUCUCUCUCAUCACGGUAAUUUCUCCCCCUACACCGUCACCUUUCUGUCUCUCCUCCGUCUACCUCCGCUCCUCGUCUCGCCCUCACCGCGCGUGCCUAAGCCUUUGAUAACUUCCCUAAUAUUUCAUGGUUCCUACUUUCCCACUUUCUUUCUCCAUUCUUUUCUUUCCUUUUUUCCCUUCUUUUCUUUCUCCUUUUUAUCCUGUUUUCCCAUCCUCCUCUUUUUUUUCAUUUUCAUUAAUCUUCCUCUUAUCCUUCGCCUUCCUCCUCCUCCUCUUCCUCCUUCAACUGUUUCCGGAUAGUUAAAAAAAAAGCGUUUCCAUUUAGAUUUUUCUCUAGUACCGUUUCCAGUAUUUGUUUCGCCUCUCGUUGUAAAAGCAAAUACUUGUUCAAAACACAUAUCUAUAUUAUUGCCGAAAAAAUGUGUGGGAUCUGAUCCUACGUAAAAAAUAAAUUAUCGUUAUUAUUGUUAUUUUCCAGGUUGGUUGUUUUUCUUUUGUAUGUGUGUUUAUAUUCUGUUAAUUAUUAUUAUUUCUUUUACUUCACUUCCUUUGUUAAUUUAUCAUGGUCGCCUUCGUAUACUACUGUUUCCUUUAUGGUAUCCUAUCUUGUCUUAUCGACUGAAAAUAAAGACUUUGUAUUAA
Molecule: messenger RNA, 6900 nt
Organism: Eriocheir sinensis (Chinese mitten crab)
Lineage: Eukaryota; Metazoa; Arthropoda; Malacostraca; Decapoda; Varunidae
Gene: Tmtc2
Product: protein O-mannosyl-transferase TMTC2-like
Exons: 10
Coding region: 171-2357 (728 amino acids)
Biological process (GO): protein O-linked glycosylation via mannose
Cellular component (GO): endoplasmic reticulum membrane
Molecular function (GO): protein binding; mannosyltransferase activity
Source: RefSeq, a predicted model, not a curated record